AUGGCGGUCUUUUCGCUGUCCACGCUGCUCCAGAAUGUUCCGCCAGGAUCGAGGGCCUUGACCGCGGCGCUCCUGGCAUUCUCGGUGCUCCUCUUCUUCCUGCGUCUGCGCACCGGUCUGGGAUUCGGCACGGCUAGUGCGGUCCAGUUUCCCUGGCUCGUCAUCGUCCCUGGCGCGAGCUUCUGGUAUCCCUGGACGUUGCUCACAUCGAGCUUUUGCGAGUCGUCCAUCCUCGAGUUUCUCGUCUCCGUCGUCUCCCUUCCGCUCGCAGCGCGGUACCUCGAGCGCCAGUGGGGCGCGAUUGAGCUCUUCAAGUUUGCCGCCGUCGUCCUCGCUGGAAGCAACAUCAUUGCAUGGGGCCUGCAGCUUCUCCUCUUCGGCGUCUUCCGCAAGGAGGUGCUCAUCUGGGGGAUCCAGUUCCACGGGCUCCAGGCACUUCAGACCGCCUUUCUCGUGGCCUUCACCCAGCUCAUCCCAGAGCAUCAGGUUCAGGUCCUGAGCGGGGCUGUCAAGAUUCGAGUCAAGGAUCUGCCCAUGCUCUACGUGACCGUCAGUAACGUCAUGUGCCUCCUCGGCUACACCUCGCCAUGGAUCCUCAUCCAGUUCGGAUGGCUCAUCUCCUGGGCCUAUCUGCGAUUUUUCAAGGUGAACGAGUCCGGCCUCAAAGGUGAUCGCAGCGAGGCCUUUGCCUUUGUCAACUGGUUCCCGCCCUUCGCUCACAAGCCGGUCCAGUUCAUCUCGACAACGCUGUUCAACCUGUUCGUCAAGCUCCGCGUGGUCCAGCCAUGGUCCGGCGGAGACUAUGCCGACCUCGAGUCGGCUUCCGUCAACGGACAGGCUCCUCCACACAGCAGCGCCCGCGCCGAAGCCGAACGCAGACGUGCCAUGGCGUUGAAGGCACUCGAUCAGCGGCUCUCGGCGAACAAAGGCUCUGGCUCGCGUACGACCAACCUGCAGCGCUCUGAUUCUACCAAGUCCUCAGGGUCAGCUGCAGCAGCCGCGGCGUCGCACGAAAGCACAGCUCCGCUUCUUUCCGAUACGACCAGCGCCGGUGCGGGACCCACUCCCGCCUCCGCGUCCAUCCCCACGGUCGUGUUCGAGGCUCCCUCCGAGGACCUGCCCUCGGAGAAAGAUUCAAAGUAG
Messenger RNA from Moesziomyces aphidis, 1143 nucleotides. Lineage: Eukaryota; Fungi; Basidiomycota; Ustilaginomycetes; Ustilaginales; Ustilaginaceae. The record is from the annotation of a GenBank genome assembly.